Olea europaea var. sylvestris is the source of this 1695-nucleotide messenger RNA. Its product is annotated as GDSL esterase/lipase At1g54790-like. NCBI's taxonomy places the organism in Eukaryota, Viridiplantae, Streptophyta, Magnoliopsida, Lamiales, Oleaceae. Bases 361 to 1506 code for a protein of 381 amino acids. The record is from RefSeq and is a predicted model, not a curated record. The transcript is spliced from 5 exons. Gene Ontology annotation, molecular function: hydrolase activity, acting on ester bonds.
CCCCGGGCUCCAUCUGACACCCAAUGAAAUAUUGUCAAGUGGAUCCCUGUAAAGCAAUUUGGCAAAAUGCCCUGUACACAUAGCAUGGUCGGAAAACAAAAGGGUAAAAAUCUCAUCAUAAUUAUUUCCCCAUGAAUUCAACGAGCGUUGAAGUCAAAAACAUCAGCAGUACCCUACAAAGGAUAACCAGUAUUUAAGCAAUGGAAAACAGUUCUCUGCAUUUCAAAGAUAACUUUGAGUACACACAAAAUAAAGCUAAAAACCCGCCAGCCCUUCUAUUAUAGGAAAGAGCAAAUCUGCCGUUUGGUUGGCAGUUAUAAACCACUUAUAAGCCAAAACUUCAUUCGUUUACUUGUGAACAUGGCUUCAAACACUUGGACCAGCUUCCAUAUUCUCACCUUGUUCUUGAUCUUAUUUCCGUUAUCAAACUCCAUUGAUUUCAAUUACCCUGCUGUUUUCAACUUUGGAGAUUCGAAUUCUGAUACAGGUAAUCUUGUUGCUGGCCUUGGCGAACGGCUUGAUCCACCAAAUGGUCAGAUUUACUUCAAAAAACCAUCUGGGAGAUUCUGCGAUGGCCGUCUGAUUAUUGAUUUUUUAAUGGAUGCAAUGGACUUGCCGUUUCUGAAUGCAUAUUUGGAAGCUAUUGGGGCACCAAGUUUUAGAAAAGGAUGCAACUUUGCAGCUGCAGGUUCUACCAUACUUCCAGCUACUGCAUCUUCUGUUAGCCCUUUUUCAUUUGGGAUUCAAGUGGCUCAAUUUUUCAGAUUCAAGACUCGAGUUCAAGAACUUCAGGCUAAAACAAGCAAAUAUGACAAGUACAUCCCACCUCGAGAUUUUUUUCAGAAGGGGCUUUACAUGUUUGAUAUAGGACAGAAUGAUCUUGCAGGAGCUUUCUAUUCUAAGACCUUUGAUCAAAUUCUAGCUUCAAUUCCAUCAAUUCUAUUAGAAUUUGAAGAUGGCAUCAAGAGAUUAUACGACCAACAGGCAAGAAACUUUUGGAUUCAUAACACAGGCCCCCUUGGUUGUUUACCACAGAAUAUUGCCAAAUUUGGAAAUGAUCCAUCAAAGCUUGAUGAACUUGGAUGUGUUAGCACCCACAAUCAAGCUUCAAGACUUCUCAAUCUGCAACUUAAUGCACUCACUAAAAAGUUGCAAGGCCAAUAUCCAGAUGCAAAUUUCACAUAUGUGGAUAUUUUCACAAUCAAGUACAAUCUCAUAGCAAACUAUUCUCGAUAUGGAUUUGAAGAGCCCAUAAUGGCAUGCUGUGGAUAUGGAGGUCCACCUUUGAACUAUGACAGUAGAAUCACCUGUGGACAAACUAAGGUAUUGAAUGGAAGUUCAGUGACAGCCAAAGGUUGUAAUGACAGCACAGAAUAUGUGAAUUGGGAUGGGAUUCACUACACUGAGGCUGCAAAUCAGUAUGUUGUAUCACAGAUUCUCACUGGAAAAUACUCUGAUCCAUCGUUUUCAGACAGGAUGCCUUUCCUUUUAAAACUUAAAUUCUAAAUUGUUUUAUAGCUAUGUGUUUUUAUAUUUCUUGAUCUAUUAUAUAUAACCAAAAUCUAUUAAUGAAUUAAGUUAUUCAUUCAAUGUUCUCUGAAAAAGUUCAAGAUGGAAAUGUAGAGAUGAAUAAUUUUGCAGGGGAGAAUUUCUUGAAAAUGAUAUAUAGAGUUCAUGUGUCGUUUAACCAGUAAA